Messenger RNA from Episyrphus balteatus (marmalade hoverfly), 6126 nucleotides. RefSeq names its product ankyrin-3. Bases 139 to 6012 code for a protein of 1957 amino acids. The record is from RefSeq and is a predicted model, not a curated record. Lineage: Eukaryota; Metazoa; Arthropoda; Insecta; Diptera; Syrphidae. Gene Ontology annotation, biological process: signal transduction. The transcript is spliced from 19 exons. Gene Ontology annotation, molecular function: protein binding.
AGCAAAAAAAAAGAAGAAAAAAAAUCCAUUUUUUUUUUGCUGAGAUAAAUCUAAAGUGUGUUAAAAGGCUUUAAAGGCCCCUACCGCCUUUAAGAAAAUUGGUAUCGGUCUAUCUCGAAAUCAUCAUCAAAACCAAAGAUGGCACAAUUUGUAACUCACAUCCAACCAACAUUGGUAGAAGCUUCACAGGGUCAUAUGCCUUUUCAUCAUGGCCAUCAAGUUGGACUUCAGCAUCAAUCGCAUCUCCCUCAUAGCGGACAUAACAUGCCGUCACCACCUAGCCAUCACAAUCAUCAUUCUCAUAACCAGCACCAUCAUCAACAACAACAGCACCAUCAGACUGCUCAAAUUCAUAGCAAGCAUCAUAGCAGUCCGCAUCAGCAUGCUCAAUAUACUCACAAUUACCCCGGCUAUAAUGGGGGUGAUGGAAACACUUCAUUCCUCCGUUCGGCACGUGCCGGCAACUUGGAAAAAGUGUUGGAACACUUGAAAAACAACAUUGACAUAAAUACUUGUAAUACUAACGGAUUGAAUGCCCUACAUUUAGCCUCUAAAGAUGGUCACGUACAUGUGGUAUCGGAAUUACUCAAAAGAGGAGCUAUCGUUGAUAGUGCAACUAAAAAGGGCAAUACAGCUCUGCAUAUUGCUUCCCUGGCUGGUCAAGAAGAGGUGGUUGCUCUUUUAUUGCAAUCAUCGGCUUCUGUCAAUGUGCAGUCUCAAAAUGGAUUCACUCCAUUAUAUAUGGCUGCACAAGAAAACCAUGAUUCGGUUGUAAAAUUACUUCUUGCAAAUGGAGCUAAUCAAAGUUUAGCCACAGAAGAUGGUUUUACCCCACUAGCAGUUGCUAUGCAACAAGGUCAUGAUAAAGUUGUCGCUGUUCUAUUGGAAAGCGAUACACGCGGAAAGGUUCGAUUACCAGCCUUACAUAUUGCUGCCAAGAAAGAUGAUGUUAAAGCUGCAACUUUACUACUUGAGAACGAACACAACCCUGAUAUAACUUCAAAAUCUGGAUUUACACCUUUACACAUUGCUUCACACUAUGGCAAUCAAUCUAUUGCAAAUUUAUUAAUUCAAAAAGGUGCUGACGUUAACUUCCUGGCCAAGCACAAUAUCAGUCCAUUGCAUGUGGCUGCUAAAUGGGGCAAAACAAAUAUGGUGUCUGUUCUUCUGGAAAAAGGUGCUAAUAUUGAAGCCAAAACCAGAGAUGGCCUCACCCCUUUGCACUGUGCUGCUCGAUCUGGGCAUGAACAAGUUGUUGAUAUGCUACUUGAAAGAGGUGCUCCAAUUAGUGCAAAAACUAAGAAUGGAUUAGCACCGCUACAUAUGGCUGCACAAGGAGAACACGUUGAUGCUGCAAGAAUACUUUUAUACCAUAGAGCACCCGUUGAUGAGGUUACAGUCGAUUAUUUGACUGCAUUACAUGUUGCCGCCCAUUGUGGGCAUGUUCGAGUGGCAAAGUUAUUAUUAGAUCGUAAUGCUGAUGCCAAUGCUAGAGCUUUAAACGGAUUCACACCAUUGCACAUUGCUUGCAAGAAAAAUCGCAUCAAAGUUGUUGAAUUGUUGUUGCGACAUGGAGCUAGUAUAAGUGCUACCACUGAAAGUGGCUUGACACCACUUCAUGUUGCUGCUUUCAUGGGAUGCAUGAAUAUUGUUAUUUAUCUAUUGCAACAUGAUGCUAGUCCUGACGUUCCAACUGUUCGUGGUGAGACACCACUUCAUUUAGCUGCCAGAGCCAAUCAGACGGACAUUAUACGAAUUCUACUUCGUAAUGGUGCACAAGUUGACGCUAGAGCUCGUGAGCAACAGACACCAUUGCACAUAGCUUCUCGACUAGGAAAUGUCGAUAUUGCCAUGCUUUUGUUGCAACAUGGUGCUCAGGUUGAUGCAACCACAAAAGACAUGUAUACAGCUCUUCAUAUUGCCGCUAAGGAAGGGCAGGACGAGGUUUCUGCAGUUUUAAUUGAAAAUGGUGCAGCAUUAGAAUCUUCAACGAAAAAAGGAUUCACUCCAUUACAUUUGGCUGCUAAAUAUGGACACAUGAAAGUAGCACAGCUUCUAUUACAAAAAGAUGCAGAUGUUGAUGCACAAGGCAAAAAUGGUGUUACACCAUUGCAUGUUGCAUGUCAUUAUGAUAAACAAAAUGUUGCAUUACUUUUACUCGAACGUGGAGCAAGUCCACAUGCUCCAGCUAAAAAUGGUCAUACUCCAUUACAUAUUGCAGCUAGAAAAAAUCAAAUGGAUAUUGCAACAACUUUACUUGAAUAUGGUGCUAAUGCAGAUACCGAAAGCAAAGCUGGAUUUACACCUUUGCAUCUUAGUAGCCAGGAAGGACAUGCUGAGCUAUCUAGUCUUCUAAUUGAACACAAGGCUAACGUUAAUCAUGUAGCUAAAAAUGGUUUAACACCAAUGCAUUUAUGCGCUCAAGAAGAUAAUGUCAAUGUUGCCGAAGUAAUUCACAAAAAUGGUGCAAAUAUUAACAUGGUUACCAAAGCUGGCUACACACCAUUGCAUGUGGCUGCUCAUUUUGGACAGUCAAAUAUGGUACGAUUUUUAUUGCAACAAUCAGCAAAUGUUGAUGCUGAUACAGCAAUAGGAUAUACACCACUUCAUCAAGCUGCACAACAAGGACACUGUCACAUUGUGAAUUUACUUUUAGAACAUAAAGCUAAUGCUAAUGCACAGACAGCAAAUGGACAGACACCACUUCAUAUUGCCAAAAGAUUGGGCUAUAUAAGUGUGUUGGAUUCGUUGAAAUCUAUAACAAAUGUCGAUGAUCAAGAUAUUGAGCCAAAGGAUGCAGAUAAAUAUCGUGUUGUUGCACCAGAAGCUAUGCAUGAGACAUUUAUGUCGGAUUCGGAAGAGGAAGGUGGAGAAGAUAACGCAUUAUCCGAUCAGCCCUAUAGAUAUUUAACAGUCGAUGAAAUGAAAUCAUUGGGAGAUGACUCUUUGCCAUUUGAUGUUACCCGCGAUGAAAGAAUGGAUUCUAAUAGAAUGACUCAAAGUAUUGAGACAACACCAAGGCAAGCUGUCGAAGAAACUAUUAGUCCUCAUCGAGCUCAAGUUCAUGAAACAAUGAAAACUAGUUUUGAAGGAAAUACAUACAAUGUUCCCGAACAGGAAUUAAUUCAUAUUGGUCGAAAACUUUCAUGGAAAAACUUCUUAGUUUCAUUCCUUGUUGAUGCUCGUGGUGGAGCAAUGCGUGGCUGCCGUCACAGUGGUGUUAAAAUGAUCAUUCCAUCCAGAUCAACUUGUCAGCCAACACGAGUAACAUGCCGAUAUGUUAAACCCCAAAGAACAAUGCAUCCGCCUCAAUUAAUGGAAGGCGAAGCUCUAGCCAGUCGAGUUCUUGAACUUGGUCCAGUUUCUGUGAAAUUCCAAGGUCCAGUUGUAAUGGAAGUACCACAUUUUGCUUCCCUUCGUGGCAAAGAAAGAGAAAUAAUCAUACUCCGUUCGGACAAUGGAGAAACAUGGCGUGAACAUUCCAUUGAAAACUCUGAAGAAAUCAUCCAAGAUGUCUAUGCAGAGUGUUUUGAGUUAGAUGAAAUUAAUCAACUCAAUGAACAAACUGGUAAUCAUGUUUGCCGAUUCAUAACAUAUGAUUUUCCACAAUAUUUUGCUGUGGUCUCACGUAUUCGACAAGAAGUACAUGCAAUUGGGUCAGAAGGAGGCAUGGUAACAAGCACUGUUGUUCCACAAGUUCAAGCUGUAUUUCCACAAGGAGCUUUGACUAAAAAGAUUAAAGUGGGACUUCAGGCGCAACCAGUCGACCCUGAUUUAACUGCAAAAUUACUAGGUCGGGGUGUAGCUGUAUCACCCAUUGUUACUGUAGAGCCGAGAAGGCGAAAAUUCCAUAAAGCCAUAACACUUAGCAUGCCUGCACCUAAAGCUCAUAGUCAAGGAAUGAUCAAUCAAUAUUCUGGAAAUACACCAACCCUUCGAUUGCUGUGCUCAAUAACAGGUGUGUUUCGGAAAAGAUCUCUAAAAGGUGGUGCAUCAAGAGCUCAAUGGGAAGAUGUAACUGGAUCUACUCCGCUUACUUUUGUCAACGAAUGUGUAUCGUUUACAACAACUGUGUCAGCUAGAUUUUGGCUAAUGGAUUGUAGAAAUAUUUCCGAAGCAACUAAAAUGGCCACCGAUCUUUAUAGGGAAGUUAUACACGUCCCCUUCAUGGCCAGAUUUGUUGUUUUCGCCAAACGUGUCGAGUCCAAUGAAGCAAAACUUCGUGUAUUCUGUAUGACUGACGAUAGAGAAGACAAAACUCUAGAAAAACAAGAACAGUUUACCGAAGUUGCCAAGAGCAGAGAUGUUGAAGUACUUGAAGGCAAACCCCAAUACAUAGAAAUGGCUGGCAAUUUAGUUCCUGUAACAAAAUCUGGCGAACAAUUGCAACUUAUGUUCAAGGCAUUCCGUGAAAAUCGUUUACCAUUCAAUGUACGAGUAAAAGAUCAACACGCUGACAUUGUUGGUCGAACGUUGUUUAUGAAAGAACCGAAAAUUGCGAAAGGAGAACCACCACAACAUCCUAUUUGUAUAUUGAAUAUAAUUCUUCCAGAAAUUGUGAUACCGGAUCAAAUUCAAACUCUCCAAGAUAAAUAUGAAACUGAUAGUUCCAAAUAUCCCAACAGUCACUAUGUUGGUGAUUUGAGAAUAGUUGAUUUGUCGAAUCUUUUAGGAAAAGAUUAUAUACAAUUAGCGCCAGAAAUUGGAAUAUCACAGUCCGAGAUAAAUGUGAUAGUAAAUAGAUACCCGAAUAGUAUUGCACGCCAGGCACAGGAUCUGAUUCGUCUUUUUAAAGAGAAACCCCAUUUUGAUAUAAAUAUUUUGGAUUAUGCAUUAAAAACUAUUGGCCGAGAAGAUAUUCUUCAAAAAUGCAGACUAACACAUGACGAAACCGAACCUGAAAAGGAAAUAAAAUCAAUCGAAUAUGGAAAAAGUUCGAGCAUACAACGAAUUCAUGAUAGGGAAGAAAUUAAAUAUUCAGCUGAGGAAAAGGAAGUAGAAGAGUCCGAAUCGGAUGAUGAAAAUCAGAAGAGAACCGUUGCUGAGAGGCGGGAAAAGAUAGUUAAACGACUUUCCAUUGAACGCCAAAUACCUGCCUCAAGUCAAAAGAAGGAAAUCGUCCAAGAAAUAACCGAAAUUAAGCGAACUAGUUUAAUUGACGACAAGAAAGCCAUACACGAAGAAGAAAUCAUGUUACAAAUGUCCACCGAUAAUGUAAUCAAGACAGCACCCGAAAAUGUCAUUAAAAUGAAACUAAACAAAUUCGAACCUAUCGAAACGUCUAGAGCAGAUUUUGACAAAGAAAUUGUUUUUAAAUUCAAACCUGCAGCUAAGAAAAAUGGCGACGAAGAAAAGAGCUCGACUGUUAGUUCAAAAAUUUUAACUGAAAAUAUUGAAACAGUUGACAAAGCUGAGAAAUUCACAACAAACGAAAUGAUUCGAAAAUCAUCUCCCCUCAAAAAAGACAGUUUUGAAGUUAAAUCGGAAUCAAUUGUUGUUGAUUCUUCUUCAAAAAUUAAUGAUAUUGUGACUGAACCACAUUUAAAAGAAAUUGAGGUAAAGACUGUUACCAUCACUAGCGUUCAGGAACUUGCAAAAACAUUUAGUGAAGAAAAGGAAGUGUUAGAAACUUUUACUGAAGAAAAGAGAAAAGAAAUUGAAAAGCCAUCAAAGACAUUAACCGAAGAAGAAUUUUACAAGUCCAUUGAGGAGACAAUUACAAGGAAACUAAGUGGUGCAAGUGUUGUUAUGGAUGACAAAACAAUAGCAUCAUCUGAUUUGCCGCACUCACGAACUCCUCCACCAACUCCAAUUGAUAUUAAAUCCGAAGAUAAGUCCAAAAAUUACAAUGACUUAACCCCAUCGCAAGAAAUUUCCGCUUUCACAAUGAACGCAGAAGAGAAAUACGAAAGUGACGACGACGUCGAGGAGGAGCAUGAAACAAGUGACCAAAUGCUUAUUUCAUUAAAAGAAAAACAACAAAAAUGUCUGAAAUACCAACAAUUUCGGUAACAAAAGAUGAAGAGAACGAGGAUGAUCAUAUGGAAAAUGGUGAUUUCGAUCACAGUGGUAUGAGUGGAGCCCUAACUGAUAUUGAAGACAUGGACAGUAAUGAUGAAGAAGAUU